AUGGAAAGAAGAGAUGAAGAUUGUAAAUAAAUAGGGCAAUUUAAUCAAAAUGAUGAUAAAUGUAUUUAUAUCUCGUUCACCAUAUCAUUUAAUAUAUUAUUUGGAAGUCUAUUCUAUUACUAUUCACUUAAUUCUAAUAAUGAUACUUGUUCAUGGUUGAAGUAAACUUCCAUAUAUUUCACAUUUUAUUGCACUUGCAGCAUUAUAUUAUCCAUUUUAACCUUUAUUGGAAAUAAGACAUAUAACUUUAUCACAACUAUGGAAGGUCUAAUCAGAUUGUUAUUUUUGGUAGCGUUUUUGGUAAAUUUAAUAUAACAUUUAGAUUGCCUAUAUCUAUAGNGCAUCCAUAAUUAUGGUUUGAAGGAAAACUUUAUAAAUUAUUAUAAGGAGGAGGUAAUAUUGAUAAUAUAUUUAAAAGAUGGCAUACCUUUAACAUAUUGGUUUGGUAGUGAAAAUGAAUAUAAUAUACUUGUGAUGGAAUUAUUAGGUGCUAAUUUGGAAGAAUUAUUUAAUUAAUGUAAGAGAAAAUUCUCUUUGAAAACAGUUUUAAUGAUUGGUUAACAAAUGAUAACUAGAAUUGAAUUUUUACACAAUAAAAAUUUUAUUCAUAGAGAUAUAAAGCCAGAUAAUUUUCUUAUAGGUAUAGAUAAGAAAUGCACAAUAAUUUAUAUGAUUGAUUUUGGAUUAUCAAAAAAAUAUCGAGAUUCAAGGACAAGUAUGUAAUUAAUAAAUAAUAUUAAAGAUCUACAUAUUCCUUACAGAGAUGGAAAAAGUUUAACAGGAACAGCUAGAUAUGCUAGUAUCAAUACUCAUUUAGGAGUUGAAUAAAGUAGAAGAGAUGAUUUAGAAGCAAUUGGUUACGUUUUAGUGUAUUUUUUGAAUGGUUAAUUACCAUGGUAAGGAUUGAAAACAGAUAAUAAAACAGAUAAAUAUGAAAAAAUAGCAUAAUGUAAAAUUGGAACAACAGUUGAAAAACUUUGUGAAGGUUUACCAGAAGAAUUUUCAAUUUAUUUAAAUUAUUGCUAGAGUUUAAAAUUUGAAGAAAGACCUGAUUAUGUUUGGUUAAGAAGACUUUUUAAAGAUCUCUUUGUAAAGAUGAAAUAUGUAAAUGAUAAUCUUUUUGAUUGGAGUACUCCUUUUGUAUGA
Paramecium sonneborni is the source of this 1146-nucleotide messenger RNA. Lineage: Eukaryota; Ciliophora; Oligohymenophorea; Peniculida; Parameciidae. The record is from the annotation of a GenBank genome assembly.